Molecule: messenger RNA, 1281 nt
Organism: Rhizopus microsporus ATCC 52813
Lineage: Eukaryota; Fungi; Mucoromycota; Mucoromycetes; Mucorales; Rhizopodaceae
Product: DUF21-domain-containing protein
Exons: 5
Coding region: 1-1281 (426 amino acids)
Biological process (GO): magnesium ion homeostasis
Cellular component (GO): intracellular membrane-bounded organelle
Source: RefSeq, a predicted model, not a curated record
AUGGCCAUCAUCAUGUUUCUUGUCCUCUUGGGUGGUCUCACUUUGGGUUUAAUGGGUAUGGACGAAACCAACCUUCAUGUGCUUAUUCAGUCGGGUACAGAAACCGAAAAAGUGAAUGCGAAGAAAGUACUUAGCUUAUUGGACCGAGGUAAACAUUGGGUGUUGGUGACAUUACUCUUGUCAAAUGUCAUUGUCAAUGAGACAUUACCCAUCAUCCUCGACGGUGUUCUUGGUGGUGGUUGGAAGGCUGUCGUCAUUUCAACUGCUCUCAUUGUCAUCUUUGGUGAAGUCAUUCCUCAGUCUGUUUGUGUCCGUUAUGGUUUAGCUAUUGGCGCUAAAACAGCUGGAAUGGUCCUCGCCUUAAUGUAUCUCAUGUAUCCCAUUGCUUAUCCAACUGCUUUACUUUUGGAUUAUUUCUUGGGUGAAUCUCAUGGAACGAUUUAUAAAAAAGCAGGUUUAAAGACGCUUGUCUCAUUACACCAAUCUGUCAACCCAGCUGAUGUGGAUGCAUUAACAGAGGAUGAAGUGACAAUUAUCGGUGCAGUUCUUGACUUGAGACAGAAGCCUGUAUCCCAGAUCAUGACACCUAUUGCCGAUGUCUUUACAUUAUCCACUGACGAUAUUCUUAAUGAGGAAACGGUUGAAAAGAUCCUUACUGCUGGUUAUUCUCGUAUUCCUGUUCAUGCCCCUGGGGACAACGCCAAUUUUGUAGGUAUGCUUUUGACCAAACGAUUAAUUACCUAUGACCCAGAAGAUGCGCGACCCGUCAAGGACUUCCAGAUCAGCACCUUGCCCGAAACAGGUCCAGAUACCAGCUGUCUCGAUAUCCUCAACUUCUUCCAAGAAGGCAAAAGUCAUAUGGCUUUGAUUUCAAACGAUCCUGGAGGACAAACAGGAGCAUUGGGUGUCAUUACACUUGAAGAUGUAAUUGAAGAAUUAAUUGGUGAAGAGAUUAUUGACGAGACAGAUGUUUAUGUUGAUGUUCAUAAUAAAAUCAGGGUUGUCCGUAGACAAGUGACAAACAGUAGAAAGAACAGCCAAUUGACUCGCUUAUUAACAGCUCACAAAAGACAAACACACCAAAAGGUACCUGUUCGUGAAAACUCGGUAGGAUCGAUCAAAAGGGAAACGUCACAGCAUAAGAAAGUAGUAGAACCCUUUUUGAAGCCGGUUUAUGGUACAAUAACCGAUGAAAACAUGAUGGCUGCCUCACCUGAGCCUCAUGAGAGCCCAUUAAAGUCAAAGAUGAAUGGUGAAUCCGAGCCUCUGUUGAAGAAAUAA